Messenger RNA from Sus scrofa (pig), 2078 nucleotides. Lineage: Eukaryota; Metazoa; Chordata; Mammalia; Artiodactyla; Suidae. The record is from RefSeq and is a predicted model, not a curated record.
CAGGCUCGGGCGGGCGGUGGUGUUUCGGGGCAGAGGGAAAUACGCGUCUGCGCUCUCGGCUCAGGCGUGGAGGGUCUCGGAGCUGGGGGGCGUGGGGGCAUCCGGGCGCCGGCGGCUGGUCUCCGGCACGGCCGCUCCCCGACCCCUUCCGGAGGCGGGCGCGCCCCUCUCUGGCUCAUGUGUGGGACACUCCGGAGCAGCUGUUCCCAGAGCCGGUGCCAGCUGUGAAGGCAGUGGGCCCAGGCCUCCAGACACCAUGAGCGUGGGCUUCAUCGGGGCUGGCCAGUUGGCCUUUGCCCUGGCCAAGGGCUUCACAGCAGCAGGCGUCCUGGCCGCCCACAAGAUCAUGGCCAGCUCCCCAGACAUGGACCUGGCCACGGUUUCUGCUCUCAGGAAGAUGGGGGUGAACCUGACACCCCACAACAAGGAGGCCGUGCAGCACAGCGACGUGCUCUUCCUGGCUGUGAAGCCCCACAUCAUUCCCUUCAUUCUGGAUGAGAUCGCGCCUGACAUCGAGACUCGGCACAUCGUGGUGUCCUGCGCAGCCGGCGUCACCAUCAGCUCCAUCGAGAAGGUGGGUGUUGCGGGUCGGGGCUCCGGGGGAUCCGGAGGUGGGGUGGAGGCGUGCCCUGCCCAGGGCUCAGGAGCCUUGGCCCGCUCCACACUCCGGUUCUCCAUCAGCGAGAACUCAGGGAACCGCAGCUGGGUGAGCGCAGGGCCGGGAUGGGCACGCCGCCGGUUUCUCCUCCAGAAGCUGACGGCGUUCCAGCCGGCGCCCAAAGUCAUCCGCUGCAUGACCAACACGCCGGUCGUGGUGCGGCAAGGAGCCACCGUGUACGCCACGGGCACCCACGCCCAGGUGGAGGACGGCAGGCUCCUGGAGCAGCUCAUGGGCAGCGUGGGCUUCUGCACGGAGGUGGAGGAGGACCUGAUUGACGCGGUCACGGGACUCAGCGGCAGCGGCCCGGCUUACGCCUUCACAGCCCUGGAUGCGCUGGCUGACGGCGGCGUGAAGAUGGGGCUUCCGAGACGCCUGGCCGUCCGCCUCGGGGCCCAGGCUCUGCUGGGGGCUGCCAAGAUGCUCCUGGACUCCGAGCAGCACCCCGGCCAGCUCAAGGACAACGUCUGCUCUCCAGGCGGGGCCACCAUCCACGCCCUGCAUGUGCUGGAGAGCGGGGGCUUCCGGUCCUUGCUCAUCAAUGCGGUGGAGGCCUCCUGCAUCCGCACACGCGAGCUGCAGUCCAUGGCUGACCAGGAGGAGGUCUCCCCAGCAGCCAUCAAGAAGACCGUUCUGGACAAGGUGAAGCUGGACUCUCCUGCUGGGGCCUCCGGGGCCCCUCCUGGCCACUCCAAGCUGCUCCCCCGCAGCCUGGCCCCGGCGGGCAAGAGCGACUGAAGUUCCCAACCUGCCCACCCACUGCUCUCUGCCUUCCUCUCCUGGGCCUGGAGCUCCUGCGCUGAGAAUGGCCAGCCCCAGGCCUCACACGGUGCCUCAGGGGGGCUCCUCUGCCCAGGACUCUGGUCCACUCGGGUCGGGGGGUCACGGCCAAGGAAGGGACACUUCGCUUCCGAGUGGGAACUUCCACGGCCCCCGGGUGUGUCCUGGCCCCAAACAAGGAAGGAGUCUCUGACUCAGCCUCCGUCUUCCUCUCCCCCUGUCCGAGUCAGGACCCCCCUCCUCCAGAGCCCAGGAGGCUGGUGGGGGGCUCACUCCCCACUGUCAGCUGGCUCGGGCUUGGGUGCAAAGCUCAGUCAAGGUCCUAGGUACAAAGAUCAAGGUCCCCCCCAACACCCAGCCAAGGAGGGAGUCCAGGCGCACCCCUGCCCUGACUCCACUGUCCACCCGUAACUCCCUUCUCUGCGCGGGGAGGACCAGGGGCUCUCUGGCAUCUUGCAGGAGGGACCACGGCGCUUGGCCAGCUUGACAUUUGAGGAAAGGGCUCCUGAUGUGGCUGAACUGCUGAGGCCCCAACGCCCUCGGCCCAUCGUCUCCCAGUCCUGACCUGACCCACAGACACAGUCACUUCUGUCUCUGACUUUUUAGGCUAAAUAAAUUGGUUUCCAGCUGCAGCGCCCCA